CCCUGUAUUAAGUUUUUAAUCCCCAAAUGCCACCAUAUUACUGAGUUUUGCUUCAUGAUGUAGCACUGUGUAUGUGUGUUCUCUCCUGUGUCCUAGGGGCCACUCAGCUUCAUGUUAUGAAGCUGGUUUCCAUGCUGACAACCCGUUUUGAAUUGCCCCCAGCUUCCUCUACCACCAUGCUGGAGAUGAAAAGCAUCAGCAGUGCUGUCUUUUCAGUGAAUUCUCUUUUCCAUUCACAUUUGAGUGAUCUGCAAUUCUGCUCUGGAAGAUGCAUACAUGGGGAAGAAGAGGUGGCCACAGCUCACACCCGUGCUUCACCGGUGGCUUCCUCACAAACUGGGUUCAUCCGUCUCUAGACCAGAAGGUGCCCACACCUCUGGGGCCACCAGGUGGGAUGUCCCAGUGUUAAAUUGUGCCCCUUCUCCCCAGCACACUGGGGUUGGGCAGUGCCCGAAAGCCCACCUUCGCCACCCCAAGCCAUCACCCUCAACUUCCAAGCGCGGUGAGGGAGCAGCAGCCAUUUUGUGCUCCAUCACGAGGCUGCCAGCACAGCUGGGGGGCUUUUACACACCUUUUUUAAGGCAUAGAUCUUUCUCUAAGAGGGGAGUUGUGAAGAAAGGGCCCAGAGGCUGCCCAGCCCCGUGUCUGGAGGCCAAGCAGGGCCACGCACCCAUCACAGCAGGUGCACCGAUGCCAUCCCAAGCACUCGAGGCAGAUCAGGAUUUGCAGCUGUGGAAGGAGGUUUUAACUGAGAGAUGCAUUGCUUUGGACUGUGUUGAACGCAAAGCAGUCUCUGGUUUGUCCUGCCGUUGAGUUACAGUAGAUCUCUGGUUGACAUCUCCAACUAAAAAACAAGCAGAUAAGCCAACAAAUGAACAACCACAAGUAACAGGACAUUUUUAACUUAGGCUUCCAAAAUGACUUAAGUUUGGUUUAUGUCAUUCACUGCUGACUUCUACCUCUACAUUUUCUUAUCCUGGAAGUAGUGAAGCUGAACAAAUAUACCCAGAGACAAUCAAAUGCAAGAUGAAGGGAAAAGAGACCGGGGAGGUUGUGUUACCAAUAAAAACUAUUUGAGGGGGAAUCUUGUGAGCUAUUAGCUUUCCCACUAUCUCUGCUAAUGCUUUCUCAUAGGUUGUCUCUAGAGAAAUGAAUCACCCCUUGUCUUGGAGUACUCAGAUAUGCAUUAUUUGUUUAUUGCUUUUUUCAGUUAAUGUUUUCUUCGCUAAAGACUGCUGUUUAGGGCUUUGUACCUAUAAUAAAAUCAUAAGACCUGUUGCAUUGCCCACUCUUUAUUUUAAAACCAAACAUUUUGAUGCAGUCUGUGAACAUAAUAAUGAUUGGCAAAGCUUUGUGGCACCUAGAAUAACAGUAUCAAAUAUUUAAUGGAAAAAAAUGGUGCAUACCAAUGCAGAUUGCAAUUGAUACAAUUUGAAAGUUGUCUUUUUUUUUUUUUUUUUAUUAUUAAACUGUGUAGCUUCUGUUGGAGCACUGGAGAUUUUUCCUCUUCCUUACAGAAUACUUUGAGCUUUCAGCACUUGUAAAAUUACUUCCAUGAAUUCAAAUGUUCUUUAUUCCACUUUUCCCUACCUGAUCGAUAAUUCCAUCAAAAAUGAUUCAGUAAUAUGAGACUCUUUCAUCUUGGAAAAGAGACAAUAGAAAUAAGAUAUGAUUGUCCAUACAAUGUCAUGAACAGUAGGGAGAGGAUGGGUAUGAAUCACUUAUUUGUUACUUCUUCCAAGACAAGAUCAUGAUAGCACUGAAUGAAGAUAGCUUUGGAAGGACUGAUCAAGACAAACAGAAAUAUUAUUUCAUGUGGUGUUCAGGAACCCCUUACCACAGGAUGAUGUGGAUGCUAAAAGUUUACAGCAUGUCACACAGAGACUGUUCAAGCUCACCAACCAGAAAUCCUCUGAGCUUCAUGAGAAACGAACUACUUCCAUCUCAAAGUGUUUGCACUACAGUUUGCUGGUGGUUGGUCCAUAAUAUGGACCUUAUUAAACCAUGGUUUUCUUCUUAGAUUCUCUCCCAAGUGCUGAUUGUUUUUUUUUUUAGGGAUAAGCCACACA
This is a messenger RNA of Cygnus olor (mute swan), 2069 nucleotides long. RefSeq names its product neuromedin U (gene NMU). The transcript is spliced from 3 exons. NCBI's taxonomy places the organism in Eukaryota, Metazoa, Chordata, Aves, Anseriformes, Anatidae. Gene Ontology annotation, molecular function: neuromedin U receptor binding. The record is from RefSeq and is a predicted model, not a curated record. Bases 277 to 813 code for a protein of 178 amino acids. Gene Ontology annotation, biological process: regulation of smooth muscle contraction.